GUGGAGGGGGGUUCACUACAACGGACAAAGGGGUCGUUCCCUUACAAAUAUAGCCCAAAACUUGAAGACGUCAACAAAACAACCGCAGAAAGUCUCCUUUGACUCGACAUAGGGACAUUUUAGAUCUUCUGGGUUUCCCCGGACUAUCCUACUAAGUUUGGAGUUGUGGUGAGGGGAUGGAUGAUAUGCGGCCUGCUAGCGGCGCCGCACCCCACCUCGGCCUUGCGUCGCUCUUUCCCACCGGCCUGCAAGCUGUUUAUGCGGAAUGCAGACGCCUGUACCCCGACCAAGUCAACCCCUUGCAAGUUACAGCAAUCGUAAAGUACUGGUUAGGUGGGCCCGACCCACUGGACUACAUCAGCAUGUACAGGAAUGUAGGUUGUGGUGCACCGGACGUCCAGGAGCACUGGCACUACAUCAGUAUGGGGCUCAGCGACCUGUACGGAGACAACAGAGUUCAUGAGUUCACGGGCCCAGAUGGCCCCAGCGGUUUUGGGUUCGAACUGACGUUCCGGCUGAAGAGGGAGGCAGGGGAGACGGCGCCCCCCACAUGGCCCGCUGAGCUCAUGCAGGGCCUCGCACGAUACGUCUUCCAGUCAGAAAACACGUUUUGCAGCGGGGACCACAUCUCGUGGCACAGCCCUCUGGACAACAGCGAGUCGCGGAUCCAGCACAUGCUGCUGACGGAGGACCCCCAGAUGCAGCCCGUACACACCCCCUUUGGACAGGUCAACUUCCUCCAGAUUGUGGGUGUGUGUACAGAGGAGCUUCAGGCAGCGCAGCAGUGGAACGGCCAGGGCAUCUUGGACCUGCUACGAGGGGUGCAUGUGGCAGGCGGGCCAUGGCUAGUCACAGACAUGCGGCGAGGAGAGACGAUAUUUGAGAUCGACCCUCACCUACAACAGGAGCGAGUGGAGAAGGGCAUCGAGACGGACGGCUCCAACCUGAGCGGCGUGAGUGCCAAGUGUGUGUGGGACGACCUGAGCCGGCCGCCCGAGGACGAGGACGACAGCCGCAGCAUCUGCAUCGCCUCACAGCCACGACGACUCUCCGAUAAAGAUACAGAGCAGAUCAGAGAGGCGCUGCGGAAGGGACUGGAGAUCAACAGCAAGUCGGUGCUGCCGCCGAUCGGAGGAGGGAGGCAGAGCCACGAGCGCCCCCAACAAUCACUGGGACAUUUGCAGACCCAACACGCUUCAAGAAGUCGUAAGGACAGCCUGGAGAGCGAGAGCUCGGCGGCCAUCGUCCCUCAUGAGUUGGUCCGCACACGCCAGCUGGAGAGCGUCCACCUCAAGUUCAACCAGGAGUCCGGCACGCUCCUCCCCCUCUGCCUCAGGGGUCGGCUGCUUCAUGGGAGGCACUUCACGUAUAAGAGCAUAAACGGAGACACGGCCAUCACGUUCGUCUCGACGGGAGUGGAAGGGGCCUUCGCCACCGAGGAGCACCCCUACGCCGCGCACGGGCCCUGGCUGCAGAUCCUUCUCACGGAGGAGUUUGUGGAACAGAUGCUGGGAGAGCUGCAGGAUUUGAGCUCUCGCGAAGAGAGUAAGCUACCCAAGGAGUUCAGCUGGCCGGAGCGGAAGCUAAAGAUCUCUGUGCUGCCCGACUCGGCGUUCGACAGCCCUCUGCAGUAACCCUGCUCUGCUCUCCUUCCAUCACGUCACCACACUCCCACUCAAACCUUCACCCUCUCUCUCUCUCUUGCUCUCUCUCUCUCUCGUGCGCUCUCUCUCUCUCUC
This is a messenger RNA of Engraulis encrasicolus (European anchovy), 1739 nucleotides long. RefSeq names its product suppressor of fused homolog (Drosophila) (gene sufu). The transcript is spliced from 13 exons. Bases 177 to 1634 code for a protein of 485 amino acids. Gene Ontology annotation, molecular function: transcription factor binding. Gene Ontology annotation, cellular component: nucleus; cytoplasm. The record is from RefSeq and is a predicted model, not a curated record. NCBI's taxonomy places the organism in Eukaryota, Metazoa, Chordata, Actinopteri, Clupeiformes, Engraulidae.